This is a messenger RNA of Carica papaya (papaya), 1225 nucleotides long. Its product is annotated as cytidine deaminase 1. NCBI's taxonomy places the organism in Eukaryota, Viridiplantae, Streptophyta, Magnoliopsida, Brassicales, Caricaceae. Gene Ontology annotation, cellular component: cytosol. Gene Ontology annotation, molecular function: cytidine deaminase activity; zinc ion binding. The record is from RefSeq and is a predicted model, not a curated record.
UCCUGGAAAUCUUUCUUUCUAUCUCUGCAACAAGCCCACCCACUCACCUAAACGGGUCAACCCGACGCCUCUACUAUGGACAGACCCAAAUUCGUUAUUGAACCGACGGAGGCCGAAUCGAUGGCGAACCAAUUAGGCCUAACGGUCCUCGAGCUUCUGCCAUCUCUGGUGAAACCGGCGCAGUCGCUGGCCCGUCCACCCAUCUCCAAGUACCACGUUGGCGCCGUCGGACUCGGUUCAUCGGGUCGGAUCUUCCUGGGAGUCAACCUGGAGUUCCCGGGUCUCCCUCUUCACCACUCAGUGCACGCGGAGCAAUUUCUUGUCACCAAUCUCUACCUCAAUGCAGAAUCCAACCUCCGAUACGUCGCCGUUUCCUCCGCCCCAUGCGGCCAUUGCCGUCAAUUCUUCCAAGAAAUUCGCGGUGCAUCAGAUAUCAACGUCCUCGUCACCUCCGAUGAACCUAACGAAGAUCGCAGCAAAUUCCGUCCUCUAUCGUAUUUUUUGCCUCAUAGGUUCGGUCCCGAUGACCUCCUGGAUAAGGACGAACCCCUCCUUCUCGAGCCUCACCGGAACGGGUUGUCUCUAUUGGGCGCGAAAGAGAAUUGUUGUUCUGAACUCUGCAACGGCGAUACUUUUGCCGAGGAAUUGAAGCGCGCGGCUUUGGAUGCAGCGAAUAGGUCCCAUGCGCCAUACAGCAGGUGUCCAUCUGGAGUGGCGUUGAUCGAUUGCGAAGGAAAGGUAUACAAGGGUUCGUACUUGGAAUCCGCUGCUUAUAACCCUAGCUUCGGACCGGUACAGGCGGCGAUAGUUGAUUAUGUGGCAAAUGGCUUUGGUGGCGGCUACGAACGAAUCGUUGGUGCUGUGUUGGUGGAGAAGGAAGACUCUGUUGUCAGGCAAGAACACACGGCGAGGCUGAUUUUGCAAUUGAUAUCGCCCAAGUGCACUUUCAAGGUGUUCCAUUGCUGCUGACUGUUCUAAUUAAUGGAGCAGACGUCAGCUCCCCAUACAUGAUGUUACAACUUUGUGGAGAUUUAUAUUAUUGAUAAAUAGUCAUCCGGAUGUGGUGAAUGCGACUCCUUUUGUGAGGAGGCACCAAUUCUACCGAACCUAAAGGACUAUUUAGAGAGAGUUGUCUCAUGCUCUUAUAUAUUUUCUAUCCUGUGUACCUGUGUCAAUUUUUUGUUAAGUAAAGAUUUUUGUUGAAGAUUGUUGGAGCUUUUUGUAA